Naegleria gruberi is the source of this 1536-nucleotide messenger RNA. RefSeq lists its product as uncharacterized. The transcript has 4 exons. The annotation marks the transcript as partial. Gene Ontology annotation, molecular function: carbon-carbon lyase activity; pyridoxal phosphate binding. NCBI's taxonomy places the organism in Eukaryota, Heterolobosea, Eutetramitea, Acrasida, Naegleriidae. The record is from RefSeq and is a predicted model, not a curated record. Gene Ontology annotation, biological process: carboxylic acid metabolic process.
AAACUAAUUGGUAGUGAAAUUGAGAAGGAGGUAAAGAAGAGUGUUUCCGAAAUGUUUAAAACUAAAGCUCCAUCUCAACGAUUGACCUUUCCUGGGAAGGCCAGUUCUCAAGCCGAGAUUGAACAAUAUUUACAAUCACUGAAAGAAUUGGAUGCCAAAACAAAGGAAGGAAAAGUCUUUGCUUUUGUCUAUCAUUUAUCGGAGGGUCAUGAUGAAUUUGUUACAAAGAUGCACAACAUGUUUAUUAAUACUAAUUGUCUAUCACCAAUGGCAUUCCAAUCUUUGAGACAAAUGGAAAUUGAAUUGGUUGAGAUGACCUCUGAUCUUUUUCAUGGACAUGAUGAAUUUGGAUCAGUGUCGAGUGGUGGAACAGAAUCUCUCUUGUUAAUGCUCAAGGCCUAUCGUGACUUUUUCACAAACUAUCACGAAGAGUACAAGAAGAUAAUGUCUGAAAAGUAUCCUGAAAAGAAGGAUGAAAUUAACAAUUUUCAAGGUCCUUUCGAAGUGAUUGUUUGUACCAGUGUCCAUCCAGCUGUCAAUAAGGGAGCUCAUUAUUUUGGAUUGAAACUUGUUGAGGUUGAGGUGGAUAGAACAACAUUUACCAUGCAUCCAGAAUCUGUUGAAAAGGCUUUCAAUCCUGGAAAGACAAUUCUCGUAAUUGCAUCAUGUCCUAGUUAUCCUCAUGGUAUUCUUGAUCCUAUUGAGCAAUUGUCCAAGUUGUGUGUUAAAUUGGGACCUAUUGGAUUGCAUGUAGAUAGUUGUAUUGGAGGAUAUGUAGUUCCAUUCAUUAAUGAGGCAGUCAACCAAGAUGUUCUUCCACCAUUCGAUUUUAGAUUAUUGGGAGUUACCAGUAUUUCAGCUGAUUUACACAAAUAUGGAUACUCUUGUAAGGGAUCUAGUGUUAUCAUGUAUAGAAAUCCAAUGAUUAGAAAGCAGCAAUUCUUUGCCUAUGGUGAGUGGAGUGGAGGUCUCUAUAUCAGUCCAACAAUUAUGGGAAGUAAAGGAGGUGGUCCUAUCGCCUCUUCAUAUGCAAGCUUGAAAUUGGUUGGACGUGAAGGAUUUGUCAAAGUGACAAGAGAAAUGCUCAAUACUAGGAAGUACAUUCAGAAUGCAAUUGAAACAGAUGAGGUAUUAUCAAAGUAUUUGCAAGUUGUUGGUUCUCCAUGUUCUACCAUUAUUGCCUUCUCCUCAAAGGAAACUCUUUCAAAUUUUAGAAAUUCACUCACAAAAGAAGAGAAAUAUGAACCAAUCAACAUUUUUGCCAUUUCAGAUAGAAUGGAGAAGGAAUAUGGAUGGGAUUUACAACGUCAAACUAGACCAGACUCGCUCCAUAUGACCAUCAUGCCUCAACACAUUGGUUUAGAACAGAAACUUGUUGAAAACUUGAGGGAGUGUGUUUCAUAUGUUUCAGAACAUGGUACGGAUUACGAUGGAAAGGACAGUGUUGCAAUGUACGGUAUGAUUGCCAAUGUAAAGAAUCUUUUGAGUGGAGGUGUUGUUGAAUUGUUCCUUAAAACAUUCCUUGACGAAGUUUAU